AUGACCAAACGACCUCCCGAAUCCAAACUCGCCCACUGGGCCCACCGCCUCGAAUGCCCCAUCGACCCAAACGCAAACUACCACAACACUUUCUGGUGCAACCGCGAUCUAAUCCCCAUCCCCUCCUCCCGCCGAACCUCGACAUGGCAAGGCUACGCCGGCUACUGGGUAAUCGCAGGAAUCAACACCACAGCCUGGACAAGCGGCUCCUCUCUCCUCGCUCUCGGCCUCUCCGUUCCCCAAGCCAUGGGCAUCAUGGUCGGCGUAGCAUUAAUCUCCGCCAUCAUCGCCGUCCUAGCAGGAUGGCCUGGAAGCCACGAAUAUCUUGGUUUCACUGUUCUGUGUCGAGCGAGUUGGGGCAUGAGAGGUGGGUUUUGGCCGGUUCUGAAUCGGAUUGUGACGGCGAUUGUGUGGUUGGGUAUUCAGAUGUAUUGGGGUGGGCAGGCUGUGAAGAUUAUUUUGGGGGCGCUUGUGGGAAGGAGAUGGAUUGAGUUGAGGAAUACUUUGCCAGAGAGCGCGAAUGUUGAUACGGCGAGUUUGAUUAGUUUUUUCGUGUUUCUGGUCAUUUUCAUGCCGUGUUUGAUGGUUCCACCGGAGAGGUUGCAGAUGCCGUUUCGAGUUACGUUCGUGAUGAUCACUUGCACCAUGUUUGGUAUGCUUGGGUGGGCGAUUGCAACAAGCAAUGGACCGGGUGAACUGCUGUACACUCCUUCAACAGCCAAAGGAUCGGCUCUGUCGUGGGCUGCGCUAUACGGAUUGCAAUCGAUCAUCGGGUCCCAAGCAUCUGGCUGUCUUGGACAAUCUGACUGGACUCGUUACGCAAAGACUCCCAACGCCGCCCUCAUCGGCCAACUGAUCAUGGCUCCCCUUACGAUCUGUCUCACCGCCGUCUGCGGCCUUUUGAUAACCUCCGCAACAGCCGAGAUAUACGGCGUCUACCUCUGGAACCCCUUCGAACUCCUCCUGCACAUUCAACAGACGUCCCUCUCGCCAGCCACCCGAGCCGGAACAUUCUUCGCUGGUCUAGGAUUUCUCUGUAGUCAACUAGCCCUCUGCAUCGUCCUCAAUUGUGUUUCAGCAGGAAUGGAUCUCGCAGCACUCUGUCCCAAAUGGAUAAACAUCCGACGAGGAGGGUAUUUUGUCUCUGUGAUCGCGAUUGCGAUUUGUCCUUGGAAUUAUGUGACGAAGCCGACGACGUUUAUUACUGUCUUAAGUGGAUGGUCUGUGUUCUUGAGUCCGAUGACGGGGAUUGUGAUUGCGGAUUACUUCUUGGUGAGGAGGAGAGGUUACUAUGUGGGAGAUCUGUAUACGGGGAACAGCUCGAGUGCAUAUUGGGGAAUCGCUGGCUUCAACUGGAGAGGCUUCGCGGCCUGGACGAUGGGUAUCUGGCCAGUUCUGCCAGGCUUUGCGAGAUCAGUGCAAGGUACCGCAGCGGACAGCGGAUGGGAUCACAUUUAUCAGAUGACUUACUUUUAUGGCUUUUUCGCGGCUUUGGCAGUAUACUGGGCUCUGCAUACCGUCUUCCCACAACCGAGACAGACUGGACGUUCGCCGUUCGUGCUGCAGGAACACGCGAGGAUGCUUGGGGCGGAUGAAAGAACAUUGUCGGGGGACUCGGAAACUGCCAUCGUGGAGGCUUCAAAAGGCGAGGCGUAG
Cercospora beticola is the source of this 1656-nucleotide messenger RNA. Its product is annotated as nucleobase cation symporter-1 family protein. Gene Ontology annotation, biological process: nucleobase transport; transmembrane transport. The record is from RefSeq and is a predicted model, not a curated record. Gene Ontology annotation, molecular function: nucleobase transmembrane transporter activity. Gene Ontology annotation, cellular component: plasma membrane. NCBI's taxonomy places the organism in Eukaryota, Fungi, Ascomycota, Dothideomycetes, Mycosphaerellales, Mycosphaerellaceae.